Molecule: messenger RNA, 636 nt
Organism: Lipotes vexillifer (Yangtze River dolphin)
Lineage: Eukaryota; Metazoa; Chordata; Mammalia; Artiodactyla; Lipotidae
Gene: EDN3
Product: endothelin 3
Exons: 5
Coding region: 1-636 (211 amino acids)
Biological process (GO): intracellular calcium ion homeostasis; regulation of vasoconstriction; vein smooth muscle contraction
Cellular component (GO): extracellular region
Molecular function (GO): endothelin B receptor binding; hormone activity
Source: RefSeq, a predicted model, not a curated record
AUGGAGCUGCGGCUGUGGUUCCUUUUCGGGCUCGCAGUGACCUCCGCCGCAGGGCUGGUGCCUCGCCCCCAGCCUGGGGACGCUGGCAGGAGCGGCGAGCCCCGGGCCCCCUCUGCCGCCAGAGCGGAGGGGGACGCAGAGGAGACUGUGGCCACAACAGCAGUGCGCGGUCCAAGCCCCAGAAGCCCUGGGCAGGAGGAGGGACCUGGUCGGUUUGGGGAGCAGGCGGCCAAGGGGGGCCCUGUGCACCACCGAGCCCGGCGCUGUACAUGUUUUACCUACAAGGACAAAGAGUGUGUCUACUAUUGCCACCUGGACAUCAUCUGGAUCAACACUCCUGAACGGACUGUGCCCUAUGGGCUGUCCAACUACAGAGGCAGCUUCCGGGGCAGGAGGUCGGCCGGGACAUUUCCGCGGAGCUCACAGCCGUCGAAGGGGACGCCGCGCUGCGCCUGUGCGGAGAGCGAGGACGCCGCCUGCGUGCAUUUCUGCACCUGGACCCCGGCUGCCCGCGGGAAUUCAAGGACGGCACAAACACCCGACAAAGAAGCAGGAAAGCAGGCCAGCGGUGCUGCCGGGGGCGUGCGUCCAAGGAGCUGUGCUCUAGCGGCCACACUGGGAUUGCUGAGCGUCUGA